Messenger RNA from Nylanderia fulva, 1319 nucleotides. RefSeq lists its product as uncharacterized. The record is from RefSeq and is a predicted model, not a curated record. NCBI's taxonomy places the organism in Eukaryota, Metazoa, Arthropoda, Insecta, Hymenoptera, Formicidae.
AUUAAUAAUAAUUUAAUAAUAAUAAAAAGUGUUCGAAAAAUCGAAGAGGUUAGCGGCGAUAAAUGCCUCGGAAAUGUUCGAAAAAUCAUUUCUGAGUUAACAGGAGAAUAUAUUGUGCAAAGAGGUAUUAGGAGUUCGCUAUUAGGAGAAUAUAUAUGCGAAGAGGUCUCUUAAAAAAUUGACGGUCGGUAAAUUACCAUCGUCGGUAAGUUAUCAUCGUCUGUAAGUUACCAUCAGAAUUACCGACAUCUAUUUUCUGACUUACCUCUUCGCAAAUAUAUUCUCCUAAUAACUACCUCUUCGCGAAAUAUAUUUUCCUGUUAACUCAAACGAUUUUUCAAGCAUCUUAGACGCAUGACCGUAUAACAUACAUGUGAAACAUAACCUGUUCUAGAUUUAAUAAUGCUAAAUAAUUUUUAUGAAUUGAGAAAGCCGCAAAUGUUAUCGAAAAACACGUGAAUACUGUCAUUAAUAAUUGGGAAUUUAAUGAUUACAGAACUAAUUGGAUGAAUUUUGUUAAGAGACUUUCAGUUUAAACUAUACAUAUUUAUUUUUUUUAAAAUGGAAUAUACAUUAGAGGACGCUUUAGACACGCUAAUGGAUAAGAAAAUAAAGCAAGAAAAAAAUAUAGAAGACUUAAUAAAUAAAAUAUCAAAUAAUGAAGUCUUUUCUUUGAAAUCAUCAAGUACACUUGAGGAUAUAAAAAUAAAACAAGAGGAGCUAUAUCAAAGCUUGUUAAAAGAAAUUGAACAAGUAGAACCUGAAGAUUAUCCAAUUCCAAGAACAUCUGAUUUACGAGUUGAAGUAUUAAAUGAAAUGGAAAAAGAGAUUUAUGACAUGCAAAAACUCCACAAAAAUCUAGAACAAAAACUUUCUGAUAUUCAGGAAGAUAUCACAUAUUUGAAAAAUAAAAAAGAGGGGCUCAAAAAAAUGCAAGAGGCUUAUUUGGAUAUGACAGAGACUUUUGCGAAUAAAACCUAUGAGAAGGAACUUGUUCUAACUAAACGUAUAUUUCAAGAAGUGAGGAAUGAUUUAUAUACUGUGGUUGAUACAAUUUUUGCUGACAAUGAAAGCUUCAAAGAGUUAUUAGCAGCACUAACAUCCGCUUAUAUGAAAGGGGGAGAUGACGUUUAUGUAAAUGUUUCACCGGAUGUUUUGGAUCAUGUAAAUUUUCUAGUAGAAAAUGAUAUAGUACAAUAUCACCGUAACGAUAAGACUAAAAUUAGAAUGACUGAGUUACUAUAAUACGUCCAAUAAAUAUUUAAUUACAAAUAUGAAUUACUGUUGGUGCAGCGCAAUAAAUUAUAUAUUGGUUGUAA